AUGGCCUUCGAUGGGUUAGUCGUUCCGGUGGACUGUCUUGGACUGUACCUCCGCGACCCCGACUUCCAGCAACUCGGACUCACCAAACGCCUGGCGUAUUUGGCCGCAGUCUUCCUGGUCUACAGAAUGCGGCUGUACUUUGCGUGGAUCGUGGGGGAGUGCGUGUGCGUUGGCGCGGGUCUGGGCGCCUACCCGGCGAUUUCAAGGCCCGUCGCGGGUCGUGGACCCACCGACCUCUUCGCCCUCCAUCGGUAUGCGCCCCGCUCACCUUCCACCACCACCACCACCACCACCACCACCACCACCACCACCACCACCACCACCACCACCACC
Molecule: messenger RNA, 333 nt
Organism: Mesocestoides corti
Lineage: Eukaryota; Metazoa; Platyhelminthes; Cestoda; Cyclophyllidea; Mesocestoididae
Source: the annotation of a GenBank genome assembly